GAUGAUAUACAGACCUGACAAUGGUGAAAUCCUUGGAGUACAUAUAUUUGGGCUGCAUGCAGCUGAUCUUAUCCAUGAAGCAUCUAACGCGAUUGCUUUAGGAACACGCAUUCAGGAAAUUAAACUUGCUGUUCAUGCACAUCCAACGCUGUCCGAAGUUGUUGAUGAACUAUUUAAAGCAGCCAAGGUUGACAGUCCAGCUUCAGUAACAGCACAAAGUGUAAAAGUUGCUGUAUGAACAAAGAAAAAAUAUUGAAAGCAGCCUGUAACAAAAGUUUUGUGCAAGAAGACAUUUGUACUUUACCAUAAUUCAACGACGGACAAAGAUUGAGUGUCACAUUUCAUCCCGUAUAUUUGUUUCAUGUUUUUUCUUUAAAUUGUAUCUUAGAUUUAAGAACAAAAGAAACAGAUUGUGACAGACACAUAAUUGAAAUACUAUAUUUUAUUAUAA
Molecule: messenger RNA, 451 nt
Organism: Camelina sativa (false flax)
Lineage: Eukaryota; Viridiplantae; Streptophyta; Magnoliopsida; Brassicales; Brassicaceae
Source: RefSeq, a predicted model, not a curated record